UUCACUUGUCUCAAUUGAGUUCCAAUGGGGUCGCUGUGUCCAUUUCUUUUACUGUCUAUGGUGCAAACGAAGUCAAACCAGUAGAGUGUGGGAAUGUUUAAUAUAACUGCACAAAAAGCCAAAAAAACAAACAAAAAAACAACUACCAUAUGCAGGGCUGCCAACCUUCGGACUCAGGCAACUGACACUGCACGCCAUAAGACCAUUUUCUCACAGUGUAAAAUAUAUCGCGGUGAGAAGAGGACACUAACAAUGCGUCAACAGACAAGACAGAACAGAAGUUGCAGCAGAAGGCUGUGGAGCAACCUGAGCAGAAGAAAUCCAAGUCGGCUGAAUUUCUGAUGGCAGAAAGAGACUUGAUGGAGGGCGCCGUGAAUCCCGCAUUCCAGGAGGACUCGGAGGAAGAGAGAGAGAUGAGAGGUGGCGAUAGCACGCUUGUAGCUCGGCGACAACGCGUGUGGCUGCAGGCCUCAGCUACGGCACGAGGAAAUGAAGGUGCCCAAAAUUACUUUGACCCCUCGUCGGCGGCGGAGGGUGACCCAAGGCGGUGCAGGAUGUCUGGGGUCGGAGGCAGAGAUGAGCUGGAAUUAAAAUUUAUGAAUGAAGAUGAGAGCAACCUUUAUGAGAAACUUUCCGAAAUGUUUCAGGAAGAAGACGCCUCCACUGUCAUAGAUUUACCAGGAAUGGUGGCAUCUGAGUGUGUUGAGGAUGUUGAACCAGUGGCUGAGGUUGGAUGGAGGGAUCGAAGGAGGGCUGAGCUGCUGGAGAGGAGAGCGGAGGUCAUCCCUCAGUAUCUGGAGCAGCUCAGAGAGCGUGUGCAGAAAGACAUGAUCCCAGUGGGCAAACCCGUGCUGGAACAGGAAGAGCGUUCAGAGCGAGGGAAGACAGAGGAAAAGGUGUGGGCGAGGAAGCAGAGAGUAAUGUCGCUCUUAAGGGGAAAUUCAAAGAUCAGGCACAUAGAUGAGGAGGAAGCCGUUCUGCAGGACAGACUCUACGCUGUGUUCCAGCGGGCGGAGAAUCGCUUGCUGAAUUCUUUGCGUCAACACCAGGCUGAGAUCAUCGACCAAUAUGGAGAAAUUAUUGAAGAGGCAGAAAACACAGAGCCACUGGGCAUCGAAUCUGACCUCCACUGGCAGGUGGAAUGGACUCGGACUCCGCAGCCCAUAGAGGUGCUUGUUUUGUGUCUGAGGGCCGUGAGAGAGAAGCUGCCCAGAGGUCUGUAUUCACUAAGCGUUUCUCUUCAGACUCAACUGGGCGGCCGCAUGCUGCGCUGGUCCCGUUUGCAGGAGCAGCAGUGGGCUGGAAGCACAGAACCCGUGGAACACCAGGGCCGAUAUUGUGACACAGAACUAAACAUUAACCAGAGCCUCUACAUGGUUUUACCUGCGUCAUGUGAUCUGUUGCCAUCCAGUGUGCUAGUGUUCAAGCUGUUAUCUCUGCCUGGUGAUCACAGUCAUGUGAGUUCUGUGGUGGGCUGGGGUGCAUUUCCCAUCUGCGACUGCUCCCUUCAGCUCUUCAAGGGCAAGUUCAAGACCCCUCUCUUGCGUGGCAGGCCAAACUCCUCACUCAACCAAUUCCGCAAAAUUGAGCAUCUGCUCUCCACUGACCUGGACCACUGGCUAUGCAACCUCUACUUCCAGGUGAAGAGACUCCCGCGGGGCAGCACCAGGGUGCCGGAGCGCAGCUUCACCCUGCAGAUCCCCUCUCACCCCCAGCUGAGCUCCAGCCAGGGGCUUCCUCCCCACCCGGACACCUCCACCCGCUCCUCUGCCUCUCUGCCAGGUAAGAGCCCCACCGGAGCUGUGUCAGCCUCUGAGCCCUGCAACCAGACAAACCAACCCGUCACUGAGAAAACCAAGGCCGGAAUUCAUAGCAAGAGCGGCAGGCAGAAGAAGAUAAUCGAGAGAAACAGUGAGGCGCUCAAACCUCUCCCUAAAGAUCAGCUGGACCAGUUCACCUUCUCUGUGCGAUCUCACCGACACAGUUUGCACAGGUCUGCCCCUGUGUGUUGCGGGACGGCUGAGAGAACACGCCUGGCAGUGCGUCUCCUACCGUCACUACUCGAUCUGUCCUGCCGUCCACGUCCUCAUCUGUCUCAGAUCAGUUUGAGCAUUUUCCUGUUCAGUGUAAUGUGGUUUCCCCGUCUGUACCUGCAUUACUGCAGCCAGUGGCUCUUUCUGCAGGCUCAACAAAUCCCUAUCAACAGAUUUGGGUUGGGUGUGCACACGGUGGAUCUGGUCUAUCAGGGUUCGCUGCUAUCUACCCUGGAGGAGGUUCUGCUGGUGCUGCUGGGCCCCCUGACCUUGAAUGCAGCUACGCUACUGCUGCUCCUGAUCAGAUGGGGCUGUCAGCUAGCGUUUGGCUCACCGCCCUCCUUCCUGUCAAAGUUUAUCAUGGCUGCGGCAGUGUGGACAGUGCUGGACCCUCUGGCGGUCUUCGCUGUGGAUGCCGUCCUGGGGCGGCUGUCCUACAGUGCAGAGGAACCGUUAGCGGAUGCUGCCAAGCUUUACUGGCAUUUCUUUCGGACGGAGCAGUCGGGUACAGCAGGCAUCAUCAUCACACUCUUCCUGUAUGGCGUCCACUGCAUCCUCUCCUUCACUUUUCUUUAUGUUUACUUCCUCAGACUUCACAGUGAUGGGAGACUGUUAGAUAUCUAUCAACGGCUCCACAGCACUGAGGGAGCGUUCUUUGUUCCACAUGAUAUGGAGGUCUCCAACCAGGAGCUCAAUUACAUUGUAAAGAAGGCAGAGCAAUGGAGGGGCUUCAAUGGAGAGAGACGCAAGGUGGCAGUGUAUGACUACAUCUGGACAGAGGAGGAGCCUUUGGGAGGAUUGGCACCACCUGUAGGCAUGCCCGUUACAGGAUGUGAAACAAGCACCCAUAUAUCCAUCUACACACUGCACUUGAGCGGCCUGCGCCAACAUUACAGACACUUCCUAAGACAACCUGAUGGAGCUAUUAUAGAGGUGAUGGAUGAUUGUGACAGUAAAGAGUUUCAGAAGUCAGAGUUGCAUGAGGAACAUGAGAGGAUGAAGAGUGUGACACAUCUCAGAGUGAGGAAGAGGAAAAAAGCUGCCUGGCGAUCGCACAGGGUUGAGCCUCUUGGAGGAAGUGCCUGUGACUCAAGUAAUGGAAUUAAAGAGCCCAGCCCAUAACCUCAAGUAACCACACAGAAUAAUAAAUAAAUCAAAUUAAAUGCCUUUCUAAACCCAAGGGUGCUUUACAGUACAUUUGCAUAUAUACACCUAUGUUUCUCUGUUAGGACACAUGUAAACUUGAGGGGAACUGACUAAAACUCUACAAAGCACCAGAUUUAAAGUAAUUUUCAAAUAAAAUUCGAAGAAAACAAAACAAAACAAACUUUGACAGCAUUUGUUUGCAGUUGCUACUUGAUAUUUUGUACUAAAUGCAAUGACACAGGGUUCCUACGCAGUUUGGAAAAGUUUGGAUUUGAGUAAUUUCCAGGUUUGAAAAAGUAUGGAAAUAAGAAAGCAGAGUAUGGAAAAAUAUUUGCAUUUCCAGACUAUUGCCCCUAUUUACUUUUAUAUAAUAGAAAAUUAAAAAUGUAAUGAAAAUAAAUGUAUCAUACAAGAAGUGUGUUUUCAUGGCAGCUGUGUAGUGAAUCUUUAGUGAUUGUCAAACAUGACUGAAUGAAUUCAAGGUGCACUUUUCAUUAUGCAAAAAUGCAGGUUUAUAAGCUUUUGGGGUUUAUUCUCAUGACAUUCUUAGCACUCUAAAAGGACCUUUGCAAAAAUAAAAAAUAUAUAGACUUUCGUGUGCGCACAAGAAACCAUUAAAGGUGCCCUAGAAUUAAAAAAUUGAAUUUACCUUGGC
Megalobrama amblycephala (Wuchang bream) is the source of this 3834-nucleotide messenger RNA. It is a transcript of the gene ofcc1, whose product is annotated as orofacial cleft 1 candidate 1. The transcript is spliced from 21 exons. Lineage: Eukaryota; Metazoa; Chordata; Actinopteri; Cypriniformes; Xenocyprididae. The record is from RefSeq and is a predicted model, not a curated record. Gene Ontology annotation, cellular component: perinuclear region of cytoplasm. Bases 342 to 3155 code for a protein of 937 amino acids.